AUGCCAGCCCCAACCCCAACCCCACUUCCAUUCCCCCUCCCCACAAACCUCCCACCCCUCGAAACCCUCUACUUUCCCACUCCGAACCCUAACCCCGCUCAGCCUUACAUUCUCUUUAUCCCUGGAAACCCGGGUCUGGUAGGGUACUACGUAGCAUACCUUUCGGCUCUGAGCGCGCUCGCAAAGUUGCCCAUCCUCGCCCUCUCGCACAGCGGCUUCUGUCCGGGGCAGGCGUGCGCAAAGCCGACGCCCCCGGGGUAUUGGGGGCUGCGGGAUCAGGUCAGGCAUAAGGCCGAAAUCAUCCGAUGGUUGGCGGAGGAGAAGGGAUGGGAUAAGGUUUUGCUGAUGGGUCACUCCGUGGGCGGAUACGUGUUUAUGGAGGUGAUUCGGGAACUGGGAGGAGAGGGUGAGAAGGUUGAGGUUGUUGGGGGAGUGGGAUUGUUUCCUACCAUAGUCGAUAUUGGGAAGAGUCCUAGUGGACGGUUACUGACCGUAAGUGAUACCGCGCCGCCACCAGGGAGACGGAUAAUAGUGGGCGCUUCUAUUACUAUUCCCAACUUUUACCCUUUCCAUCCACAGCCGUCGUCCCGAAAAUCUGAUGCUUCCCGCUGUACCGAGUAGUCCAUCCUGUCCUACGUCCCACCUCUCCCCUCCAUCGCUGCGACGGCCGCUCGAGCUCUCACCCUCCUCCCAGCCCCAGUCCUCGAUACCAUCCUGAAAGCGGUAACCCGCCAGCCACCUUCCGCCGCUAGCGUCACAGGUACGUUCCUCACCGCCCCCGGGAUGGUUUUCCAAGCCCUGGAGCUAGCGCGAGAAGAAGUGGAAACCAUCACGGAGGACGCAUGGGGUGAGGAGAUAUGGGGGUGCGAUGAUACACCCCUUGUGUUUUAUUUUGGAAGAAACGUAACCACGAGUCGCUCCCUCCACGAAGGUGGUACGGACGCUGAUUCGAUACAGGACCACUGGGUUGCGGAAGAGACGAGGGAGAAACUGCUCGAAGCCAGAGGUACCGGCGUGAGAAUGGUUGUUUGUGAGGACGGGCUACCCCACGGGUUUUGCAUUUGUGAGUUUCAAGCCUUGCUCCCAAUGCAAAGUGCCCCGCUGACGCCGUCUUGGGAAUAGCGCAUGGGGAGAUUAUGGCCGAGAAAGCCGCUGCCUGGGUUAAUGAGAUGGCUGCAAAGGGAAACCCGGGAGGCUCCCUUGGAGAAGGGCCACACCGGACAGGACCAUAGCACGAUACGGAUAUAAUAGUUUGCGUUGGACAUCAAUUUUGCGAGUGAGAUUACAUGAUUUAGAGAGAUAGCUUAGAGGGGGAUGAUUGAUGUUUUUAAGAGGGCAUCGUAUGGGUAUUUCGGAUAUCGAUGCAAGAGCUCAGGGUGUGAUAGCUUUUCCUCUCCCUUUUUCCCCUUGUUUUUUCCCUCUUUUCCCCUUGGAUAGAAAGCAUACAUCAUUGCUGCUCGGGGUACGGCAGCAGCACAUCACGGUAUAAUGUCAUAUUUGCACCAUAGUGCCUCUUGACGCCCACCCGUGAAUUCGCAACCGCCAAUCAUUACCUCCCUCCGUGGAAAGCCCCAGUCCGGCAUUAGCCGAGAAGUGCGCGACGAGCAGCUGACCUGGCUACCCAUUUCCCCGGUCCACAAGAACCCUGGCACUUCCCUCCCGAGGUUCGAGGGGAUAUGAUGAUCGAGCGUAUGAUAAUACGGUACGACACAGUACUAGUACGAGUACUGUAGGGCUAGUGCUUUACCUAUACAAGUACUAUAACCCUUCCUCCUCUCCCAAGGGGAUUCACAUAUCAUACCGGUACCAAUAUUCCCUAGACUGCGCUCACUCUCCUGUCUCCUCUCGUGUCUAUAGAGGAAAAAGGAAAACUGCAGAUCGUCCGAGGGACCAGAGUCACGCUGCACCUGUUUUGUCCUAUUCCUUCCACCCAAAGAAAAGUCUUGGCAGCCGUCAGGCGCGUCCGUGCAUCAGAAGCUGAACCUCGGCACAGUUUUGUUGCUCGGCUGGCUGAGAUUCCAGCACUUGACCCGCUUUUUAUGACGAACUUCUGUGGCCAUGAUACAAAUAAACUCACCGCCAUAGCUUAUGAUAGGGCCCCGACUGAGGGUUGC
Tuber aestivum (summer truffle) is the source of this 2114-nucleotide messenger RNA. The record is from the annotation of a GenBank genome assembly. Lineage: Eukaryota; Fungi; Ascomycota; Pezizomycetes; Pezizales; Tuberaceae.